This is a messenger RNA of Oldenlandia corymbosa var. corymbosa, 4792 nucleotides long. The record is from the annotation of a GenBank genome assembly. Lineage: Eukaryota; Viridiplantae; Streptophyta; Magnoliopsida; Gentianales; Rubiaceae.
UGAACACUGAAAUGAAUCAAAACUGAAAAAACUUUUAGUACUGAGUAGCAACUAGCAAGCACUAAGAGUUUGACCCAAGCCAAUCAUCUUGGAUUUGUGGAGCCUUCUGUAUUAAUUUUCCCAUGAACCCCAAAAAUGGUUAGCAGAAAAAAAGAAGAAAUAUAAAAAAGGUUUCUUUUCUUUUCUUUUCUUUUUUUUUUUGGUUUUUUUUCCUCUAAAGAAGUUCCAUUCUGCGUCUAUAAAUAGCAUAGCUAAAUGCACAUUUUUCACUCAGUCGAUCAACUGACUCUCUCUAUUUUUCUCUCUUGCCUUUUCUCACUCUUCUUCCCUUGAUUCAGGUACUACUUCUUUUAUUGACAGACAUCAAUUACAUCAGUUUAACCGUCUGGGCUUAGCCAAUUUACAUCAGGCUGCAUUGUCUUGCUUAAUGAAUUAGUGGACUCUGACAAGUUUGGUGUUUUUAUCCUUUUGUUGUUGUCAUUUUCGUUUUAUGGCCCUACUAAAUUAUCAGUCCAUUACAUCAGCUUUACUGUUGGAUUAGAGAGAAAGAAGGGGUUGUUUUCCUACUAGUGACUGAGAUAUGUCACCUGAUCGGAAUUUGGAGAAGUUGGCAUCCAUAGAUGCCCAAUUAAGGAAUUUGGUGCCUGUCAAAGUGGCUGAUGAUGACAAGCUCAUUGAGUAUGAUGCUCUGCUUUUGGACAGAUUCCUUGACAUUCUUCAGGACUUACAUGGAGAAGACCUUAAAGAAACGGUUCAAGAAUGUUAUGAGCUCUCUGCUGAGUAUGAAGGCAACCAGGAUCCCAAGAAGCUUGAGGAGCUUGGCCAUUUGUUGACCAGUUUGGAUCCUGGUGACUCGAUAGUCAUUGCCAAAGCAUUCUCUCACAUGCUUAACUUAGCCAAUCUGGCUGAGGAGGUUCAGAUAGCUUAUCGUCGAAGGAACAAGUUGAAGAAAGGUGAUCUUGGUGAUGAGAACUCAGCAAUUACCGAAUCUGAUAUUGAGGAAACCUUCAAAAGACUUGUAAAGGAGUUGAACAAAUCUCCUCAGGAGGUUUUUGAUGCAUUAAAGAAUCAGACUGUGGACCUUGUCCUAACUGCUCAUCCCACUCAGUCUGUUAGGAGGUCAUUGCUCCAAAAACAUGGAAGGAUCCGCAAUUGUUUGGCUCAGUUAUAUGCCAAAGACAUCACACCUGAUGAUAAGCAGGAGCUUGAUGAGGCCUUGCAGAGGGAGAUUCAAGCUGCUUUCCGAACAGAUGAGAUUCGGAGGACUCCUCCAACACCUCAGGAUGAGAUGAGAGCUGGUAUGAGCUACUUUCAUGAGACAAUAUGGAAGGGUGUUCCAAAGUUUCUACGACGAGUUGAUACAGCUCUCAAGAAUAUAGGGAUAGAUGAACGUCUUCCCUAUAAUGCACCCCUAAUUCAAUUCUCUUCUUGGAUGGGUGGUGAUCGUGAUGGGAAUCCAAGAGUAACUCCUGAGGUUACAAGGGAUGUUUGCUUGUUGGCCAGGAUGAUGGCUGCUAAUUUGUACUAUUCCCAGAUAGAAGACCUCAUGUUUGAGUUGUCAAUGUGGCGCUGCAGUGAAGAACUUCGUGUGCGAGCUGACAUAGUUCACCAAUCUUUGAAGAAAGAUGCAAAGCACUAUAUAGAAUUUUGGAAACAUGUACCUGCAAGUGAGCCGUAUCGUGUUAUACUUGCCGAUGUAAGGGAUAAGCUGUAUCAGACACGUGAGCGGUCUCGUCAUUUGUUAGCCCAUGGAACUUCUGAAAUUCCAGCAGAGGCAACCUACACCAACAUUGAAGAGUUCUUAGAGCCUCUUGAGCUGUGCUAUAGAUCUCUUUGUGCUUGCGGUGACAAACCCAUUGCUGAUGGAACCCUUUUGGAUUUCCUGAGACAAGUUUCUACAUUUGGGCUCUCACUUGUGAGACUUGACAUAAGACAAGAGUCAGACCGUCACACAGAUGUCCUUGAUGCAAUUACCAAGCACUUGGAAAUUGGUUCUUACCGAGAGUGGUCAGAAGAGAAGAGGCAGGAAUGGCUCCUUUCUGAACUGAGUGGGAAGCGACCUCUGUUUGGACCUGACCUUCCAAAAACUGAAGAAAUUUCUGAUGUUUUGGAUACUUUCCAUGUUCUGGCAGAACUUCCACCAGACUGCUUUGGAGCAUACAUCAUCUCCAUGGCCACUUCCCCUUCUGAUGUUCUGGCAGUUGAACUUCUUCAGCGGGAAUGCCAUGUGAGGACGCCAUUAAGGGUUGUUCCGCUUUUCGAGAAACUAGAUGAUCUGGAGGCUGCACCUGCUGCUGUUGCUCGGCUUUUCUCUAUUGAAUGGUACAGAAACAGGAUUAAUGGUAAACAAGAGGUAAUGAUUGGGUAUUCAGAUUCAGGCAAAGAUGCUGGUAGACUUUCGGCAGCUUGGCAGUUAUACAAGGCUCAGGAGGAACUGGUUAAAGUAGCCAAGGAAUUUGGUGUGAAGCUAACUAUGUUCCAUGGCCGUGGUGGAACUGUAGGAAGAGGCGGUGGACCCACACAUCUUGCUAUAUUGUCUCAACCUCCAGAUACAAUCCAUGGAAAUCUCCGUGUGACAGUCCAAGGAGAAGUUAUUGAACAAUCAUUUGGUGAAGAACAUCUAUGCUUCAGAACCCUUCAGAGAUUCACUGCUGCCACCCUUGAGCAUGGGAUGCAUCCCCCUAUCUCUCCAAAACCGGAGUGGCGUGCACUCAUGGAUGAAAUCACUGUCAUUGCUACACAGAAAUACCGGUCCAUCGUUUUCAAAGAACCACGAUUCGUGGAGUAUUUCCGCCUGGCCACGCCUGAGCUGGAGUAUGGUCGAAUGAAUAUUGGUAGCCGCCCUUCAAAACGGAAACCAAGUGGAGGCAUUGAAUCACUUAGAGCUAUUCCUUGGAUUUUUGCAUGGACACAAACUAGGUUUCAUCUCCCAGUUUGGCUUGGCUUUGGAGCAGCAUUCAAAUAUGCUAUUCAAAAGGACAUUAGAAACCUUCAAAUGUUUCAGCAAAUGUACAACGAAUGGCCUUUCUUUAGGGUCACGAUUGAUUUGGUUGAGAUGGUGUUCGCCAAGGGUGACCCUGGUAUUGCUGCUCUCUAUGAUAAGCUUCUCGUUUCAGAAGACUUGUGGGCAUUUGGAGAACGAUUGAGGAAAGAUUACGAGGAAACCAAAAACCUUCUGCUGCAGAUUUCUGGACACAAAGAUCUUCUGGAAGGAGACCCUUACUUGAAGCAACAGCUUUGCUUGCGUGACUCUUAUAUUACGACUCUGAACGUUCUCCAGGCUUACACGCUAAAGCGAAUCCGCGAUCCAAACUACUGCGUGGAGUUGAGACCUCAUAUCUCCAAGGAAUACAUGGAAUCGAAGCUUGCUGCAGAAUACAAUCGGCUCAACCCAACCAGUGACUAUGCCCCUGGUUUGGAAGAUACUCUCAUCUUGACAAUGAAGGGUAUUGCAGCAGGCAUGCAGAACACUGGCUAAGUUUGAUACUUUUUUUUUUUUUCCUCCCUUUUUCCCCUUUUCACUUUGAAUAAUAAUAUCACUAAGUUUCUUUACAGUUUACACCUGACCUAUAGAAACAUCCAUUCUGAAUGGCACGAUUGCCAGCCAAACUUUGUCUCUGUUAAGGUCUGGAUUUGUAUUGGGGAAGUAGCCCCAUUUUGUGUGGUUUAUUUGGGUGGGGAAAAAAAAUGUAUCAUCAGUUUCUUAUGGUAUCAUGAGACUGUUGGAAUUCAACUCCAUUGGAAUGGAUAACGUGAAGCAUCUGUCAUUUUGUAAAAUCUGAGUGAGUGACUUAAAAAAAAAUUGCAGUCUUUGUUCCGGUUCUUAUUGUUAAACUGGGCUCUUUUAGCCAUGGUUUAUUCAAAUUGAUUGAAGUGAUGAGUCAAUUGUCUGAAUUGCAAUGAAAAACAAGUUAGACAACAAAACCUCCACGAUAUUAUGUGAAAGAAGUUACAUUGUUGUAGCCCUGAAAUGUGUCAAACUUAAGAUCUCAGAGACUACAUCCGAAACCCUGCAUCAUAAACUGCAGAAAUUGCAGCAAUGAAACAGACAUCAAACCCCAAAACAGUAGCCCUAAGAGGUUAAUACAAUACGAUUACUACUAAGAUAAGCCUUAAGCCUAAAAUCUCUACACACUUUUGAAGCAGAUCAAGAAACUGAAGCCACCAAUUAGUACCAAAUUCCAGCAGCAGAACGAAUCCACUUCCCAUUCUCGUACUCCAGAUGAGGCCUCAAACGAUCCACAGAGUAAACAAUCUCGUCCCCGGAGCUCUCGAAAUACACGCUGUACUUGUUCCGGGCAUCUUGACCCGUGAUCCUGCCGACCCACCACCCGUCAUUGUCAAAGGCGUCAACUUUGUCCAAAACAUCGUACCCGGGGACCCUAAUCGCCGGAGGUUUUGGCCUCAUUCUUGAAGCCUUGACUUCUUCUUGAAGCCGCACAGUUUCAUCCUCUUCGGUGACUAGAUUCUUGUACUCCACCAAGAAUUUGGCAUCGCCCAAUUUUUCCAGAACCCGGGCCUCGUAGUAUGACCCGAGAAACCCAUCUUCGUCGCUGAAAACCUCCACCCAAUCACCCAAUCCAAUCUCCAUUACAGGCUUUACAGCUAAAGGUUUCUUCUUUGCUUCUGUCAUUAUUACUACGUUUAGUACUGGUGGAAUAUGUUCUGUAUUUAUAGAACUUCUUGUAUAGAUGGAACUUCUUGAAUUUUCAUACAACCGGUUGGGUCAACGGCGCUAUAUAGAGCCAUUUAUGACUGAAACCAAUUUUCUCUUAAACUUAGAAGGAAGGUG